Molecule: messenger RNA, 2118 nt
Organism: Carica papaya (papaya)
Lineage: Eukaryota; Viridiplantae; Streptophyta; Magnoliopsida; Brassicales; Caricaceae
Product: uridine kinase-like protein 3
Molecular function (GO): kinase activity; ATP binding
Source: RefSeq, a predicted model, not a curated record
GUCCGUGAUCUCAGCUUAAUUAUAUAACCCCUCACUCUUUUCUCUCUCUUAAAUUUAUAAAUACCAGUUUCUCUCCCCUAUAAACAUAUCAUUGCCUGUUCGCCAAUCCUCCGUUUUAAUUCGUGUUAAAUCCAGGGGAUGGAUUCCCAAUCAGUUGUUGAUAUGAUAGAGGCCUCCUCAGGAGUCCAUUUUUCUGGAUUCCAUAUGGAUGGUUUAGACUCAAGAAAUACAGAAAUAGGACAAGCAACCACCUCUGCAACCGAAGAAAUGCAGAAACAGCCUUUUGUAAUUGGUGUUGCUGGUGGUGCUGCAUCUGGAAAGACUACUGUCUGUGAUAUGAUUAUUCAGCAACUUCAUGAUCAGCGUGUUGUACUUGUUAACCAGGAUUCAUUCUACCAUAAUCUGACUGAAGAGGAACUUGUACGAGUUCAUGAGUACAACUUUGACCAUCCUGAUGCAUUUGACACUGGAAAAUUAUUAUGGUCUAUGGAGAACCUGAGAUGUGGUGUAGCAGUAGAUAUUCCAAACUAUGACUUCAAGAGUUACAAGAACAAUGUUUUUCCAGCAAGAAGGGUCAAUCCUUCAGAUGUUAUAAUUUUAGAAGGGAUUCUGAUUUUUCACGAUCCUCGUGUCCGUGAGUUGAUGAACAUGAAGAUAUUUGUUGAUACAGAUGCUGAUGUACGAUUGGCAAGGAGGAUAAGGCGUGAUACUGUUGAGAAGGGUAGAGAUAUUGGUGCUGUACUUGAUCAGUACUCAAAGUUUGUGAAGCCUGCUUUUGAUGACUUUAUACUUCCAACUAAGAAAUAUGCUGAUAUCAUAAUUCCACGCGGGGGAGAUAAUCACGUGGCAAUUGACUUGAUUGUGCAACAUAUCCGGAUGAAGCUUGGUCAGCAUGAUCUGUGUAAAAUAUAUCCCAAUCUAUAUGUUAUUCAAUCAACUUUUCAGAUACGUGGUAUGCACACUCUCAUACGCGAUUCUCUGACGACAAAACAUGAUUUUGUUUUCUAUUCUGAUCGGUUGAUUCGUUUGGUUGUGGAACAUGGUCUUGGGCAUUUACCAUUUACAGAAAAGCAGGUGAUCACCCCAACUGGAUCUGUAUAUUCUGGUGUAGAUUUCUGUAAGAGGUUGUGUGGUGUCUCUGUAAUCAGAAGUGGUGAGAGCAUGGAGAAUGCUCUGCGAGCAUGCUGCAAAGGUAUCAAGAUUGGGAAAAUCCUCAUUCAUCGAGAAGGUGACAAUGGCCAGCAGCUUAUCUAUGAAAAAUUGCCAACAGACAUUUCAGAGAGGCAUGUUUUAUUAUUGGAUCCUAUUUUAGGGACAGGCAAUUCAGCAGUUCAAGCUAUUAACCUACUUAUAAGAAAGGGUGUACCAGAGUCCAAUAUCAUAUUUCUGAAUCUCAUAUCUGCACCCCAGGGUGUGCAUGUUGUCUGCAAACGAUUCCCGAGAUUAAAGAUUGUGACCUCCGAGAUUGAAAUCGGGUUAAAUGAAGAUUUUCGUGUAGUACCCGGUAUGGGUGAGUUUGGUGACCGAUAUUUCGGAACAGAUGAUGAUGAAAGGCAAGUGGUAAUUGGCUCCUAGAAGCAAUUCAUUUGCAGCUGUCAUCGUUGAACCGACAAAUCAUUUUCCAAACUAUCAUUGCACCAACAAUGUGAUAAUUGAUCGAAGCUUGUUUGUCUUUUCCUUUUUCGCCCUCCAGUUUUGGUUCAAUUUUGACUUUAUUAUUAUUCAUCAGGUUUUCCUUUUGCCCUGCCUUGAUUUGAAGCUCAGGGUAGCGCUGAGAGUGGUUGGGACUUGGAGGGGGAGAUGUAUGUUUAGUUAUUAUAAAUUUAUAUAAGAUGGGUUAAACAGUUUGGUGUUUAGAUAGUCUGAAGAGUAACAAGAAAGUAUUUUGGUAGUCAAUACUCACAAGACAAUAUUUUUCUCUCAAUUCAUAAUUUACGGGGGGAGGGAGAUUAUUAAGAUAGGCACCCCUUGAAAAGCUCGGUACCAGCUAACAACCCACCCAUCCCAUUAUAUUUGUAUUUGCGAUCUCGGAUACUUUCACUUUAUUAUAUGUCAUAAAAUUCCUACCUCCAGUUUUUUGUUUUUCAAAUUCUCUCAAUAUAGAAAUCCUCUUAAUCU